Metopolophium dirhodum (rose-grain aphid) is the source of this 726-nucleotide messenger RNA. RefSeq lists its product as uncharacterized. Lineage: Eukaryota; Metazoa; Arthropoda; Insecta; Hemiptera; Aphididae. The record is from RefSeq and is a predicted model, not a curated record. Bases 34 to 651 code for a protein of 205 amino acids. The transcript has 3 exons.
GCAGGUCUAGCAGUGUUGGAUAUAUCAAAGACAAUGAUGUAUGAUUAUCAUUAUAGUGUAAUGCAGAAGUACUAUGGUGAUAAUAUCAAGCUUAUGUAUACUGACACGGAUUCAUUAGUAUAUUUUAUUCAAACCGAUGAUUUCUACGACGAUCUUGUAAAGAACACCCACUUGCUUGACCGUAUGGAUACUGCUAACUUACCACGAGACCAUCCGUGCUAUAUUGCAGAGAGAAAAAAGGUUCCGGGUCUGUUUUCGGAUGAGUUGGAUGGCCGUAUUAUGACAGCGUUUUGCGCGCUCCGUGCUAAAUCUUACGCGUAUAAAACCCUAGGAGUGGAUGGUAUUGAUGUGAUGGAAAAUAUUCGUGCAAAAGGCAUUAGGGGCCACGUGGUUAAGAAUCAUAUGACAUUUGAGGGCCAUCGGCGAUGCUUGUUUGAAGGUAUUGGGGUGGAUGACGAUAAUAGACAGCUGAACAUGUGUAUACGUUCGUUCAACCACCAAUUGACGACAGUCAAAUCCAACAAAAUAACAUACAAUAAUUAUGAUGAUAAGAGGAUAGUACUAGAAGACAAAAUCCAUACACUAGCUCAUGGUCAUUAUAGAAUAGAAGAUGCAGAGUUGGCUGAAAUGAUGGCUGAUAGCGAAUACUAGGCCAUGUUUAUAUUUGUAAAUACAUUGUAUAAAAACCAUGUUCACCUUAGAUUAAAUUUGUAUGUUACACUCUAU